Messenger RNA from Monoraphidium neglectum, 2745 nucleotides. RefSeq lists its product as hypothetical. Lineage: Eukaryota; Viridiplantae; Chlorophyta; Chlorophyceae; Sphaeropleales; Selenastraceae. The record is from RefSeq and is a predicted model, not a curated record. The coding region runs from base 1 to 2745 and encodes 914 amino acids. The transcript has 3 exons.
AUGCUACGGCGCUUCCACACUGUCAACGCCGCCGCCGCCGCCCUCGCCGCCGACGGCGCCCACAGCAGCACGCCCGGCCGGGGCGCCCCGGCGCCGCAGCCUCCCCCAGCGCUCGCCGCCGUCGCGCUGGCGCUGCACGCGCUGGGGAGUGUGCCGGCUGGCACUGGCGCGGACCCGUGUCCCGGCCGUCUGCGGGUGUCCGUGUCUCUCGGGCACGAGCAGCAGCUGCACGAAUUUCAGCACCGCGUGUUCCGCUGGCACGCCGCCCGUGCCCUGGGUUCGAGCGCACCGACCGGGGCGGGCGGCGACGCUCCACGCGAUGGUGGCGCCAGCGUUGAGGGGCCCCCUUUUGAGAACGCCGCCGAGCACAGCCCGGACGUGCUGCUUGGCAUCAGGACCCUGGAGCCGGCACGGCAGGUGGCCGCGCGGCGGUUGGGCUGGCGGAACGCGGCCGCAUCGCGGCACGACCCGACGGCUGGCGGCGGCCUGCCCUGCCCUGCGGACGAGCUUGACCGCCACCUGGGCCUCGCGUGCCGCGGCCUGCACCGGUGGCGGCACGCGAUGGGGUGUGCGCAGGCGGUGCACUGCUCCCUGGCCCACGACCGGGAGCGGGCGGCGCGCGCGGCGGAGCCGGGGCCAGGCGAUACGCACCUCUCGCUGGCCGGUUUUGUCAAGGAACUGGCCGCUGGUGUGAUGCGGGGUGACCUGGGACCCGCCGCCGAGGGGCUGGGGCCGCCCAUGGCCGCGGCCAAUGCAGCGGUCGCGGCUGUGGUGGUGGGAGCGGCGCCCGGGGCGGCGGCGCCGGCUGCAGACGUGGUGGGCGGGAGCCAGUUCGACGCCGGUGUGGCGGGGUGCGCGGCGGGCUGCCCCUGGUGCGAGGACGACGCGCGCAGGGAGCGCGAGUGGGCAGAGAGGCAGGAGACGAAGCAGCCGGCCGCUGGCACCGGUGGCGACGGCGACGGCGGCGGCGGCGACGGCGGAGGCGGCGGCGGCAGCGGCGACGGCAGCGGCGGCGGCAGCGGCGGCGGCGCGUCCAGGUUCGCCAGCGCGUACGGCGACUGGCCGGUGGAGCCUUCCUCCCCCUUCAUGUGGCGCCGCCUGUGGUGGGGCCUCCUGGGCCGCCUCGCGCCGCGCGCGCGCGACGCGCUCGUGUCGCAGGCGGGCAUGUGCCCCCACAGCUGCGACAGGGAGCUGUGGCACUCGGCCUUCCACGCGGUGCGCAAGUCGGUGUUUUUGGUGCGAGACCCGCGGGUGGCCGCACUGGCGGGGCUGCAGCUGCAGCUGGCAGCAGACGACCCGGUCCGGCGCGAGGCGGCCGCAUAUGCGCGCGGGCUCAACGCAGCGUUUGAGCAGGCGUACUCUCCCGCCAUGGUGGUGCGCGCCGCGCGCGUGCUCGAGGCGCUGGGGCCGCUGGCCGAGUCCCUCGACCCGCCCGCCGACGCCGUGCCCCUCUGGCCCGCAAUGGCGCAGCAGGCGGUGUCCGCGGCGCUGCUGCAGAGCCUGGGGCCUGGCGGGUGGGCGCACCGGCCGCCGCCCAGCACCUACAGCGGCGACUGCUGGUUCAAGGGCGACGGCGACGAGGGGGAGGGCGGCAUGCCCACGUGGCCCGUGUGGUUCCACCUGCACAUGCUGGGCGUGCUGGGGGACGAGGGCGGCCGCGACGAGGGCGGCGGCGGCAGCGCGGGGUCAGCUGGGGCAACGGCACCAACGUCUGCGUCCGCGGCGCAGGCGGCCGCGGUGCGCUGCUCAGAACCGAGGGGCGAGGAGGACGCGCGUGCGGGCCGCAUGGCUGAGCUGCUGCGCGCAGUGUACAGCGACCCCGAUGCCAGGCUGGCUGCAGCGGAGUUUGCGGUGCGCCAGGCCUUCCUGCCGCGCGACUUCCAGCAGCUGCAGCGCCAGGGCUGGUACUUCUGGAACUGCAUGCCCCCUCAGUUCUGGGCACAGCGCCUGGAGGCCGGCGCCAGGCCCGUGCGCGGCUGCGACCAGUGCGGGCAGUCACCCCUGCCCGGCCGCCCAUUCACCCUGUGCCCAGGCUGCAGCGUCGCCAGCUACUGCAGUGACGCGUGCCUCCAGUCCGCCGCAGCUCGGUCGGACGAAACGCCGCGCCGCAUUGGGCAUGGCGUCAUGUGCCCGCUGAUGCAGCGGGGGCUGGCGGAGGCUACAGCGCGACUGCGCCGGCAGCGCGUUGACGCGCUCGGCAGCAGCCAUGGGGCCGCGGGCAGCUACGGUUCGCUGCGUGGCGGGCUUUGGCUUGCGGGGUUGGCGCCCGGGCUUGUCAAGCAGCCGCACCACCAGCACCGCCACGGUCAUCCACAGCAGCAGCAGCAGCAGGAGCAGCAGCAGCAGCAGCAGCAGGAGCAGCAGCAGCAGCAGCAGCAGCAGCAGCAGCAGCAGCAGCAGCAGCAGCUGCUGCACAAGGAGCAGCAACACCAGCAACAGCAGCCAGGAACAUCCCUCGACGGCAGUGCGCUGGUGGAGGGUGUCGCUGUCGGCGGGCUCGCUGGCAGCGGCGGGCUCGCUCUGGCCAAGUGGCCGCGUGCGCCGGUUGGGCCAGCUCGCGCAGAUUGCGAUGCGGCCACCGACGUCAUGUUUGCUGACGUCCUUGCAGGCUUCGGUCACUAUGGCGAGACGUACAGGCACAAUUACGGGCGCCCCAAGUUCAGCCGCGUGCAGCCCAGCAAAUCUCUGCAGGCCCGGCUUGGGGCGCACCGGAAGGGUGGCGACGACGACAGCGCCGCGCAGUAA